CUCAAUCAAACCCCCCCCCCCCCCACAUUUCUUCUUGUGCUUGCUUCUUCAACUUUUAGUUUCUUUGCUGUUCUUGCUGUAAUUAAAGAACCCUAAAGAGAUAGUUAAAAGAGGAGAAAGGAUUUGUUCUGAGAAAAGGCGUGGAGGAUAAUGGAGGAAGCAAUGGCCGCAACCUACUGGUGCCAUCAGUGCUCUCAAGUGGUUACACCGAUCAUGGAAGUCGAGAUUAAAUGCUCCUUAUGUCAUGGAGGUUUUAUCGAAGAAAUGAGCAGUGGUACAAGAGACGGUGCUCAAGACAUGGAUUCUGAUUUCCAAUCCGAUCGAUCGCUUUCUCUGUGGGCACCCAUCUUGUUAGGUAUGAUGGGUAAUCCUCGCCGCAGAAGACUUAGACGUUUCGAGUAUGAUGAAGAGAAUUCUGAUGGUGAAGCUCGCCAUGGAGGUGAUACGGACUUGGACCGUGAACUCGAAUCCAUCAUGAGGAGUAGAAGAAGAAGCUCUGCUACGAUUUUGCAGUUGCUUCAAGGUAUUAGAGAUGGAAUGGCAUCUGAAACUGAGAAUUCUGAUAAUGAUAGGGAUAGGAAUCGGGACAGGGAACGAGAGCAUGUGAUUUUGGUCAACCCUUUCAAUCAAACUAUCGUCCUCCAGGGUGGUCAAAACCAAAACUCCAAUCAUAUAGGGUCUAUAGGAGAUUAUUUCAGUGGUCCUGGCUUAGAUUUAUUGUUGCAGCAUUUGGCGGAAAUCGACCCCAACAGAUACGGAACUCCUCCAGCACAAAAAGAGGCGAUCGAGGCCAUGCCAACCGUCAAAAUCGAGGAGAAUUUGCAAUGUUCAGUGUGCUUAGAUGAUUUCGAGGCUGGUAGUGAAGCGAAGGAAAUGCCAUGUAAGCAUAAGUUCCACAGUGGGUGUAUAUUGCCAUGGCUGGAGCUUCAUAGUUCGUGUCCAGUUUGCAGAUAUCAAAUUUCCUCCGAUGAAUCCAAACUCGACUCCGAUAGGCAGAGGAGUAGUAGGAACCGAAGAGAAAGAGAAAGUGAAAGCAAUGUUCAGGGACAUGGGAGUGUUGGGGAAGAAGAAGGUGAAGGGGACGGGAGAAGUGGGAGAAGGUUCUCAUUUCCGUGGCCGUUCAACGGUUUGUUCACAUCGGGAUCUCCAUCCAGCAGAGGGAAUUCAUCGUCCUCGUCGUCCGGAAAUGCUUCUCAAACAGACGAGAACUGAGUUUAUAUGGUUUGAGCAUCAUACUUGUUCAAUAUUCUAUUAUGCCUUGCGUGAUAUGUGCAAUAGUUGUUUCAAUCUUUCAAAAAAUGUGUUGUAGAUUUUGAGCUUUGGAGCAUCUUUUUCACAAAGUUAUGAAUUCUGAAAUAUUAUGUAAUCUUCUUUCUGCUGGCAUUUACAGAAAAUAAUAAA
This is a messenger RNA of Hibiscus syriacus, 1401 nucleotides long. RefSeq names its product E3 ubiquitin-protein ligase SIRP1-like. Gene Ontology annotation, molecular function: ubiquitin protein ligase activity. The transcript is spliced from 2 exons. NCBI's taxonomy places the organism in Eukaryota, Viridiplantae, Streptophyta, Magnoliopsida, Malvales, Malvaceae. The record is from RefSeq and is a predicted model, not a curated record. Gene Ontology annotation, cellular component: cytoplasm. Gene Ontology annotation, biological process: protein ubiquitination. Bases 151 to 1212 code for a protein of 353 amino acids.